CUCUCGCUAUUGAAAGGGUUUUUGGCGAACCAGAGGCGGAGCACUGGAAAUCUCCACUUUCUUCUUCCUCUCUGUUCCCAGCUCCAUACGAGAUUCUUCCAAUGGGAAGUAACGCCGCCGCCGCCGAUAAAAUGGAGGAGGAUCUCCGAAAGGAGAUCGAUGAGCUUCAACGUCAACAACGGGAGAUUACAGAACGGCUUCGUGAUCCUCGCGGACUCCGGAGAGGGGGCUUUCCGGGACCUGGGCCGAGAAGUUUCGUCCCUAAUGGACCUCGUCGGGGAUUUCUUCGACCUGCGGAAAGGAUCGAUGCUGAAGACCAGCCUCCUGCUAAGCGGCGACUAUCAUCUGCUGUUGUUAAGAUGGAGGAGGAUGGGGAGAUAAAUGAAGAAGCCGAUGGGAAGGAUGCAAUGAAGGAUACAUCACGGGAAGAAACUUCAGUGAGUGAUACAGCCUACCAGAACGAUGGGAAACAAAAUCAUUUGCGGCAGAGUGGUUCAUUUAAUAGAGUGGAUGGAAAUAAAAGAGCAGCUAGGAUGGAUUUCGAAGUUCCAGCUGCAGAGCACAUUCCAAGGGUGCUGCCUAAGAAUGAGGAUCCUAGCUUAGUUAGCAGGAACAAGAGAAUGCUGGGUCAGCUUUUGGGAACAUUAGAGAAAUUCAGGAAAGAAGAUAAGCAACUUUCAGGAAGUGAAGCUUUCAUGAAAAGAUCUGAUUCCUUGCAAAGAGCUGAGCAAAGAGCACGAGAGGAAAGUGAAAGAUUGAGGCAACAAGAGCGUGAGCAAAUUGCAGAGAAACGGAAAAGAGAUCUGAUGCUCAGAGCUCGCGUGGCUGCCAAGGCAGAAGAGAAGAAGUUGGAAUUACUUUUUCUUCGAUGGAGCGAGCACCAUAAGAAACUUAGCAAUUUUAUAAGGACAAAGACUGAACCUUCAAUUCAUUACUUGCCAAAUAAACCAUUGGACGAGGAUGCAACCUUGGUUGAGCAGCGAAAAGAGGAGGCUUUUGCGGAAUGGAAAGCCUCCAGAAGGGAGGAGUUAUCCGAAUAUCAGAAACAGAUUGGAGAACAGUAUAUUGCAAAUGUCGAGAAAGACUUGGAGAGGUGGCAGAAUGCAAGGAGAGCAAGAAAAGGAAAUAAUGAUGUAUCAAAUUUGCAGGAAACCAUGGACAAAGAAUUGGACACCCAUAGACUUGAGCAUGGUCCCAAGAAAAGGAACAUCCCAGGUGGUAGCAACAAUGAGGACGAGGACGAUGUGGAAGAUAUUAACGCUGGAGAAGACGACAUGAUAGACGACGUACUUGGUGUCGAAGAUAAUGGACGCAGAGGCGAGGAAGCAGCGAAACCCGAAGCUGAUGGCGGCGCGAGCCCAAAUGCUGAUAAUACUGUGCAGUAGAAGUAAGUACUUAAUUUGAUUUCAUGAAGUAGUCCUGUGUUUGUGGUUGUACCUGUUCUGAUUUGUCUUACUAGUUUUAGUCUUCUUGCUAUUUGAAAUAUUGUUUGUGUUUGUUAGUUGGGUACAAUGGGCUCCACACACUCUCUCUCUCUCUCUCUACACUUUUUUCACAGCCUUCAUAGAAUUUGUAGGAUGCUCUUGUCAUAUCACCAGGAUUGUCUCAAGCAUGACUUGCAAAGCCUCAACUUGUUUGGACUUUCAAGUCAUGAAAUCAGAACUUAUGUUGCCAUUUUUCUUCCUAUAGAAUAUUAUUUUUGCCCUUUCCUUUUUA
Momordica charantia (bitter melon) is the source of this 1716-nucleotide messenger RNA. RefSeq names its product protein-protein interaction regulator family protein. Gene Ontology annotation, cellular component: catalytic step 2 spliceosome. The record is from RefSeq and is a predicted model, not a curated record. Lineage: Eukaryota; Viridiplantae; Streptophyta; Magnoliopsida; Cucurbitales; Cucurbitaceae.